UUGUUUCGUCGGUAUGUCCUCGGAAUAGCGUUAUUCCGACGACAUACCGACGAUUUUUUCCCUCAGUAUCCCGAUGUUUUCUUGUAGUGUUCUUAACUUGGACAAUUCUGAGAAACAUCGGGAUCAGCAAUUUAUUCUUCUUAAUGUGAACAAAUCUGAGAAAUAUCGGGACGUUCUUCGAAUGGCGUAGGCUUGUAGCAGGAGAAGAGCAGAUCAUUUGAACAUGCAAUUUUUCCACACUGCAUUCAUCAUUCUAUUAAUUAUACCAUUUAAGGUUUUACAUUGUAGAUAGCAAAAAAUCUACAUUUAGUCCAAAACAAAAAUUUAUAUAUAGUUCAAUUAUUUUGUUCUUUUCUAAAAAAGCAUGAAAUCUGCAUGCAAAUCUCAUCCAUUAUAUAUUUGGUGUUGCUUGUGGGAGAUCUACAAAUAUUUAAUUUUAAAUGCAUUUAUCUAUUUUUAUAAAUAAAAUAAAUGCAUUUAUCUAUUUUUAUAAAUACAAUAAUUUUAUUCUAUUUUACUUACAAUUUUAACAAUAUAAAAAUAUCAUUGAUUUAUAUAUUUAUCUUUCUAUUUUUGUUAUAUAAUUUUACAUUUAUUUAAAUUAUUAUAUUUUUAUAAUGUGUACUUAAUUAUUAUAUGUAUUAGCAAAAUAUAUUAAUAUAAUUUAAAUAUGUAUACUACUGAAAGAAAUAUAUAUAUUUUUCAUUAAAUUUUAACAUUUUCAUAUAUUGAUUUUAAAAUUACAGUAACAUGGUUUUAGUUCAAGAUUUAUUGUUGUUUAUGUAUUAUAUACUAUAUUAUGUGUUGUGAUAUAUUUUAUUGUAAAUUUUAUUAUUUAAAAAUAUAAUUUAUUUUAUUUGAACUAUUUUUAUCAUUCAAAAUUAUAAUAACAGUUUAGUCCGUUUGAUAUAUGAUCUGUUUGAUCUGCAGUUCUUUUGCAUAAUUCGUUUGAUAUGUUUUUGUUCCGCUUAUUCUUGAUUUGUUUGAUAUGCAGAACUAUUUUUAUCGUUCGAUCGGAACUUUAGCUUCAGUACAAAAGAUUGAAAUCUCGUUAUUGCUAGGUCUCUUUAACAAAACUUUUGGUCUUACGUGUAACACUUACAUGCAUGCACUUGUCAGUGACCCCUAUGGAAAACAAUCCACGUUUUUUAAAAAGAUAGUAUAGCAAUUACGAUUUAAAAAAUAAUUAUUCUAGAUAUUCAUCCCUUCAAAAGCAAUAAUAAUAAAUACUCUCUCUGUAAAAUGUCCCUUUUUAUUUUUUUUGGUCUAAAUGUCCCUUUUUAUUUGUUAAAAAUGACCCUUUAUAUAUAGCAUGGUCUUAUCCCAGUUCAUACACAGCCAUUGACAAGCAACUAAGCAAGGAACAACUUCUUAUACAAGGACAGAUCAUGGACCAGCCUCACGCGGUUCUAGUCGCUAGCCCUGGCUUAGGCCACCUCAUCCCUAUCCUCGAACUAGGCAACCGUCUCUCCUCCGUCCUCAAGAUUCACGUCACCAUUCUCGCCGUAACCUCCGGUUCCUCCCCAAUAGAAACAGAGGCCAUACGUGCAGCCGUGGCGAGAGGGACAUGCGAAGUUAGGGAACUACCCUCAAUUGAUAUAGACCACUCCCCAGAUGCGACGGUACCUACAAAAAUCAUAGAGAUGAUGCGAGCAACAAAGACAAAGACGGCGGUUCAAGACGCCGUGAAAUCAAUGAAUCGGAAACCGACGGUCAUGAUCGUAGACAUUUUUGGUACCGGCCUGAUGUCCAUUGCUGAUGAUAUUGGCGUGAACGCUACGUACGUGUACGUCCCUUCCCACGCGUGGUUCUUGGCUGUAGUAGUGUACACGCCGGUAUUGGAUAGAGUCGUGGAAGGGGAAUAUACUGAUAUCAAAGAGCCUAUGAAAAUACCAGGUUGUAGACCGGUUGGACCGGACGAGCUUAUGGAAACAAUGUUAGACCGGUCAAACCCACAGUACCGAGAGUGUAUGCGGUGUUGCAUGGAGAUACCUAUGAGCCAUGGCGUUUUGGUAAAUACUUGGGAGGAGUUACAAGGAAACACACUAUCUGCCCUUACGGAGGAUGGAGAAUUGAGCCGGGUUAUGAAAGCACCGGUUUAUGGUAUUGGGCCUAUUGUUAGGUCUAGUGGGCCUACUGAAAAGGCCGAUAACAUACUUGAGUGGUUGGACAAGCAACCGGAUAAGUCAGUGGUGUUUGUGUGUUUAGGAAGUGGUGGUACACUGUCCUUAGAGCAAACUAUGGAACUCGCUUACGGUUUAGAUUUAAGUGGUCAAAGGUUUCUAUGGGUUCUGCGUAGGCCCACUUCUUACCUUGGGGCGAGCUCGACUGAUGAUGAUCAGGUAAGUGCCGGUCUACCAGAAGGUUUCUUGGACCGCACGCGUGGUAUGGGUCUUGUUGUCACGCAAUGGGCACCGCAAGUUGAGAUUUUGAGCCAUGGAUCGAUCGGUGGGUUCUUGUCUCAUUGUGGGUGGAGCUCCGUGUUAGAGAGCUUGACUAAAGGAGUUCCAAUCGUGGCUUGGCCUCUUUAUGCGGAGCAAUGGAUGAAUGCCACGUUGCUAACGGAGGACAUCGGUGUGGCCGUUCGUACGUCGGAGUUACCAUCAAAGAGAGUGAUUGGCCGAGAAGAAGUGGCGACUUUGGUGAGAAAGAUUAUGGUGGAAGAGGAUGAAGAAGGACAGAAGGUAAGGGCUAAAGCUGAGGAGGUGAGGGCUAGCUCCGAGCGAGCUUGGGCUCAAGGUGGGUCUUCUUAUCGUUCUCUCUUCGAAUGGGCAAAACAAUGUCGCCUGGUGUCGUGAUUCGAAAAUGAUAUUGCGAUUGUCUAUUAUAAGUUUACAAAUUUGUGUUGUUGCUUUUUUCGUUGUUGUUUAUUUAUUUAUUUGGAGUAUUGUUUUUGUUCGGAAGUUGUUUUUUCAGUCCAACGUAAAUUUUAUA
Messenger RNA from Brassica rapa (field mustard), 2934 nucleotides. RefSeq names its product UDP-glycosyltransferase 72D1. NCBI's taxonomy places the organism in Eukaryota, Viridiplantae, Streptophyta, Magnoliopsida, Brassicales, Brassicaceae. Gene Ontology annotation, molecular function: UDP-glycosyltransferase activity. The record is from RefSeq and is a predicted model, not a curated record.